AUGCCGAGUGUCAGAAAACAGUCGUCGUUCCAUCGGGAACGCGUUCAGAACGAGGCGGCCAGCAUACGUAUCAGAUCCCAUUCGGCUAAGUGUAAGAAUCGCAUUCACCACAUCGACAUCGAACCGCAAGUCAACUAUUUCAUUGCGGUCUUCCAAAAUUUGGACGAUCGACGUGAGGAUACUGUAGAACACAUUCGAUUCGACAAUAACCAGCGGAUUUAUGAAGUUUUUGAGCCCUACCUCCGGUGCCGUGGUCUCACCACCAACGAUGUCGAGUUUUUUCUGGAGAAGAGCUCCACACCGAUUCCCGAAGGUUCUGGAGCACACUUUUUGGCUGGACAGAAAAUUUACGUGAGAGGUAUGUUUGAUACCAAAUAG
This is a messenger RNA of Caenorhabditis remanei, 378 nucleotides long. RefSeq lists its product as uncharacterized. NCBI's taxonomy places the organism in Eukaryota, Metazoa, Nematoda, Chromadorea, Rhabditida, Rhabditidae. Bases 1 to 378 code for a protein of 125 amino acids. The transcript has 3 exons. The record is from RefSeq and is a predicted model, not a curated record.